CGCGGCGUGGAAGUUGCGGUGCUCGGCCAGAAUAACCAACCAUGACUACAGAAUCAGGAUCGGACUCCGAGUCCAAGGAUAAAGAGCAGGAUCAGCAGGAGAGCCCCGCACAGCAAGGGGCGGUGGAGACCCAGCCGCAGGACCAGCAGCAGCUGAGUGAAGAGCAUCAAAACGCGCUUGAGCAGUUCUCGGCUGUGGCAGCCCACAGCACGCCGGUGAAAAAGGAGCAGGCCACAGACAAAGAACAGGAGUUUGCUGCUGCAAGUGCAAAACAGCUGGAAUACCAGCAGCUAGAGGACGACAAGCUCUCUCAAAAAUCAUCGUCUAGCAAACUUUCGAAGUCUCCUCUAAAGAUCGUCAAGAAACCGAAAAGUAUGCAGUGCAAAGUGACACUCCUGGAUGGAUCAGAAUAUGCAUGUGAAGUAGAGAAACGUUCCAGAGGUCAAGUGCUAUUUGACAAAGUGUGCGAGCAUCUGAAUCUUUUGGAAAAAGACUACUUUGGGCUAACAUACAGAGACACAGAAAACCAAAAGAACUGGUUGGACCCUGCCAAGGAAAUCAAGAAGCAGAUCCGAAGUGGUGCUUGGCAGUUUGCAUUUAAUGUGAAAUUCUACCCUCCAGACCCUGCCCAGCUAUCUGAAGAUAUUACCAGGUACUACCUCUGCUUGCAGCUGAGAGAUGACAUCGUGUCGGGUCGUCUGCCCUGCUCGUUCGUCACCCUAGCCCUGCUGGGCUCUUACACCGUGCAGUCGGAGCUCGGCGACUACGACCCCGACGAGUAUGGCAGCGACUACGUCAGCGAAUUUCGCUUCGCGCCGAAUCACACUAAAGAGCUGGAGGAUAAAGUGAUCGAGCUGCACAAGAGCCACAGGGGAAUGACACCUGCGGAGGCUGAGAUGCAUUUCCUGGAGAAUGCCAAAAAACUAUCAAUGUAUGGAGUAGAUCUCCAUCAUGCCAAGGAUUCUGAAGGAGUGGAAAUCAUGUUAGGAGUUUGUGCAAGUGGUCUCUUAAUAUAUCGAGACAGACUCAGAAUAAAUAGAUUUGCCUGGCCAAAGGUUCUGAAAAUUUCCUACAAGAGGAACAACUUCUACAUCAAAAUCCGACCAGGGGAGUUUGAGCAGUUUGAAAGCACUAUUGGGUUUAAGUUGCCAAAUCAUCGUGCUGCAAAGCGCUUAUGGAAAGUCUGUGUUGAGCACCAUACAUUUUUCAGGCUCCUGCUGCCAGAAGCACCUCCAAAGAAGUUCCUCACGCUGGGCUCCAAGUUUCGCUACAGCGGCCGGACACAGGCCCAGACAAGAAGAGCCAGCGCCCUCAUAGAUCGUCCCGCACCUUACUUUGAGCGGUCUUCUAGUAAACGUUACACUAUGUCUCGCAGCUUAGAUGGGGAGGUUGGUACUGGCCAGUACGCCACAACAAAGGGCAUCUCUCAGACCAACUUGAUAACCACUGUGACUCCAGAGAAAAAGGCAGAAGAAGAGAAAGAUGAUGAAGAGGGCAAAAAGAAAAGAGCAGAGGAAGUCACCCCGGUCUCGGCAAUACGCCAUGACACCAAGCCAUCUUUGCUUGGCACUGACUCCCGCCACCCCUCACCAUCCUCGCAGCCUGGCCCCCAUGCAUCUUCAGCAAAGCUUCGCAGGAGAUGCAAGGAGAGCGCUCGAACAAAGUCGUUAGGUUGUGAGGGGCCCAACGAGAGCCCUCCAAAGCACGGCGAGUUGGAGCCAGACUCUGACAGAAAGGGGCGAGUUUGCUCCGCCGAGCAAGACGUGGCUUUCGGCUAUAAGCAAAAAGCCGGCAAAGGCGGAACGCUGUUUUCCUUCUCCUUGCAACUUCCAGAGUCAUUUCCUUCCCUCCUGGAUGACGACGGCUACCUGUCGCUCCCUAACCUCUCCGAAACCAACCUCCUGCCUGCCAGUGUGCAGCACUACCUUCCCAUCCGCUCCCCCUCCCUGGUGCCUUGCUUCCUCUUCAUUUUUUUCUUUCUGCUCUCUGCCUCUUUCUCAGUGCCAUACGCCCUCACUCUCUCCUUUCCUCUGGCUAUGUGCCUCUGCUACCUGGAGCCCAAGGCGGCCUCCUUGAGUGCCUCACUUGCCAAUGACCUGAGUGACAGUUCAGAGGAAGAGACUGACAGUGAGCAGACGGAUACCGCAGCUGAUGGUGAGACCACUGCCACCGAGUCGGAUCAAGAGGAGGACGGAGAUCUAAAGGCACAGGACCUAGACAAAACCCAGGAAGAUCUGAUGAAACAUCAGACCAAUAUAAGCGAGCUGAAACGCACCUUCUUGGAAACCUCCACAGAAACGGCUGUGUCUAAUGAGUGGGAGAAGAGGCUUUCCACAUCUCCCGUUCGGCUUGCAGCAAGGCAGGAGGAAGCUCCUAUGAUUGAACCACUAGUGCCUGAAGAGACUAAACAGUCCACCGGUGAAAAAACCUUGGAUGGUUCAGAUAUCUUCAGUUUAAUAGAGUCCGCCAGAAAACCGACUGAGUUCAUAGGAGGGGUUACUUCCACUUCACAUAGCUGGGCUCAGAGAAUAGACACGACAUCUCAGGAGGUGACUUCCAGUGAAAAAGAGGGCUCUGCUGGGACUGAGGGGGCGAAGGAGGAAAAAAGGGAGGAGGCCGGGAAAGCGCUAAGCAAACAGGAAGGAGUCGCUGCUGCUACUUCGUGUGAGCAAGCGGAGGAGCACAGUACAACAGUCCACCUCUCAGAGUCUUCGGAAAGAAAACCUCAUUUUGAGUCACCGGUUGUGAAGACUGAGACUAUCAGUUUCAGCAGUGUUUCUGCUGGUGGGGAAAACCUUGAAAUUUCAACAAAGGAAGUGCCAGUAGUCCAUACAGAAACAAAAACCAUUACAUAUGAGUCUUCUCAGGUGGAUUGCGGUGCUGACUCAGAACCAGGUGUAUUGAUGAGUGCACAAACUAUCACAUCUGAAACAACCAGCACUACAACCACUACACAUAUCACCAAAACUGUGAAAGGAGGCAUCUCAGAGACAAGAAUUGAAAAACGAAUAGUCAUCACAGGAGAUGCAGAUAUUGAUCAUGAUCAGGCGCUGGCUCAGGCAAUUAAAGAAGCCAAAGAGCAGCACCCUGACAUGUCAGUGACCAAAGUAGUGGUACAUAAAGAGACAGAAAUCACACCAGAAGAUGGGGAGGAUUGACCACAGGAAUAACCUAGAUUGCAUAUGAAUCCAGACAUGCACACCAGUAGGAAUACGAGAGCCUAUACGGAGUCUCAGUUCCAACCUGACUGACUUGUAUCUGUCUAUGGAAAAUUUCAGUACAGAAGAAUUGAUCUUGACCGUUAAUAAAGAAACUGGCAGAGAUACCUUCCCAUAGAAAGCAAUCUGAAUCAGCAGCAGUUAAACAAUAUUGCAUGAAGCAACGAUAAAGUUACAGAAAAGCAGCAUUUUUAAUUUUCUUAAAAUGUCUAAGUUUUCAGCUAUACCUGCACGUUCAUAAACAAUAUAAACAGUGAUCUCAUGUAACACAUAAACAGUUCAUGCCUUUCACAGUUUAUGAAAGUCUAAACAAAUUAAAAUUUGUUAGGUGGCAAGCCUUUUGUUUACGGAUAUUGUAAAUGAAGAUUACCCCCAAAAUGCUAGAAGCUGUAUAGGUACUGUGUAUAAUGUUUUACCACACAUUAGAUGUGCCAAUAACACAGUUUAUUCAGUAAACAACUUGAAUCUUAUAUUUGUUUCAUCUGGUUUUAUUACUGCCCGAUAAACGAUGACAAAUCUUUACUUUUAUCAAAAUAUUUAAAUGCUUACAAAGUGUGCUUUGUAUACCUGACUGAAUACCUUAUGAGGUAGUAAUGAUUUUAGUAUAUUAACUUCAAUGAUUUUUGUCAGCAUUGUUCAGAGUCAGCUUCCAGCCACUCUUCACAGAUCCUAACCUUGUAAAUUAUAUGUAGUUAUUUUGGAGAAAAAAAAUCUGUAUUUUACUUAGUUCGCAGCAUUAGAAAAUUAUUAAUCUGAAAUAACCGUGAUGGUUUUCUAUUGAUUUCCCUUUUGUUCUCAGAGGAAAAAAA
Pygoscelis adeliae (Adelie penguin) is the source of this 4027-nucleotide messenger RNA. RefSeq names its product erythrocyte membrane protein band 4.1-like 3 (gene EPB41L3). Gene Ontology annotation, cellular component: plasma membrane; cytoskeleton. Gene Ontology annotation, molecular function: actin binding; structural molecule activity. Bases 42 to 3158 code for a protein of 1038 amino acids. NCBI's taxonomy places the organism in Eukaryota, Metazoa, Chordata, Aves, Sphenisciformes, Spheniscidae. The record is from RefSeq and is a predicted model, not a curated record. Gene Ontology annotation, biological process: cortical actin cytoskeleton organization. The transcript has 24 exons.